AUGUCUGAAGUUGACGCUCUUGUUGUUUCAUUCAUUGCUAAUGUUAAUGUGAACGAUGAACGGUCAAAUGAUAUUGCAAUUAAAUUGACAGAUUUGAUUCAAAAUAAAAAAAUUAAAUUAUUACAAAUUAUUGUAGCAUUAAAGGAUAGGUUCGUUUCUGAAGAUGAAAGAGAAAGAAUUAAAGCUUUGAAAUGUUUAUCAUGUGUUCUAUGUAAUAUUGAACCUCAAUUAUUAUUAAAGAAUGAUAUUUCUGUAUUAAUUAACUUUUACAUGUCAAAAAUUACAGAUAAACCAUUGAUGCUAGAAUGUCUGAUGGGAUUAGAUGCUCUUAUGACAAUGAAAUAUAUUACAAUUGAUCAAACUAUAACAGUAAUGCUGUUUUUACAAAAGGACUAUGUUUCAAAAGAUUUUUUAGCCGCCGUAAGAAAUUAUCCAUUUUCUAUAUUACAAAAUAUUUUCGAUAGAUGGGAAACUUUAUUGAAUAAUAAAGACAAAGAUAAUUCCAAUAAAAAUUUGAUAAUCUUAUUCAUUCAAACGUAUAUUACUAUUGCAUCUGGAGAAAAAGAUCCAAGAAAUUUGUUAAUUUCUUUCCAAUUAAAUAAGUUAAUCACUACGAAUUUCAAGUCCGAAUCUAUUCAAUUUGCCCAAGCUCUAUUCGAUAUUCUAUUUUCAUAUUUCCCAAUCACUUUCAAGCCUCCAAAGGAUGAUCCAUAUAAGAUCUCUAAUGCUGAUUUGAAACUUGCAUUAAGAUCUGCAAUUUCUGCAUCUGACAUAUUUGCAGAGGAUGCAUUCAGCAAUCUGAUUGAUAAAUUAGGUGCUACUUCACCCGCCAUUAAAAAUGAUACUUUAUUAACUUUAUUGACAUGUAUUAAUAAGUUUGGUGGUAAAGCUUGUAUUGAAUUUUGGUUACAAAUGUGGAACGCUUUGAAAUUUGAAAUUAUGCAUAGUGGAGAUGGCUCUGAGGCGACUUAUUUAGAUCCUAUUGCUCAAAAUGAUGAUAAAAUAGAACAAAAUGGUUCAUCUGUAUCUAAUAUUCAAAGUAAUUAUCAAUUAUCAUUAGAUGUUUUAAGGGCUUUAGCUAAUCAAUUAAUUGCAUUGGAUGAAAUUGCAUUCAAUAAAUAUGUCAAUCAUAUCUUGGAAGAAUUGAAACCAAAUUUUGAAUUUACAAAGGAUUUAAGACAAAGUUGUAGUAUUAUGGCUGCAAUUGGUAGUGCCAAUUUAGUUGCUUUUAAUAAAGUUAUAGAUUUAACUUUACCUUUAUUUUUAGAGAAUACAACUGAGAUAUCUAAAUUGAAAUUGAUGUUAUUGAAUUUAUCCUUCUUUUUAGACUCUUAUAUUAAAGUUACAAAGUCUUUCAAUGGUAAUGAAACGGAAUUGAAUGAAUUUAUUAAAUUAAACCAUUUGAAUGAUUCCAAAGAUGAAAUUUUAAUGAUCUUGGGGAUGGCUUUAACUGGUAACUCUAAGAUCGAAGUCACCGUAAGAACAUUAUCAGUAAUUCAAUUCACAAAGAUGAUUAAAAUGGAAGGUUAUCUAACUAAAGAGGAGAUUUCCCUGAUUAUCCAAUAUAUCACCGAAACUAUAUUGACUGAUAAUAAUAAGAACAUAUAUUGUGCUUGUCUCGAAGGUCUAAAAGUGAUAAGUCAAACACAUGAAAGUUUGGUAUAUGACGUCUCUCUUAAGGAAUUAUUGAAUUUAUUACCAAAUGGAUUUAAUGAUUUAAUUUUACAUCAUAAAGAAGAUGAAAUUAUUCAGAUUGAAGUCAUCUUGAGAGUGAUUUUAGACUUCACUACAUCGAGACAUAUUCUCAUUAAAGAAAGUAUAGUCACCUUAACCCAAAAAUUGGUUGAAAUAUAUUCAAAUGGUAAUAAUGCGGCUAUUGAUUACUGUUUCUUAUUAUUAUCUACUAUCUAUUCUUUGUUUGAAAAUAAUUAUUCUAUACUCGAUGAGAUAAGUAUCGGAGAUAUUAAGAAUCAAACUGAGUCGUCGAUAUUUACCAUUCUAACCAAUAAUAACGAUAAUAAUUCUAUCUUAUUCGAUAAUCAAAAUUUAUCAUUGUUAUCGAAUAUUUUAUAUUUCCGUAAUGUGAAAUAUCAAAAAAACCAGCACGAACUUGAAUUAACUAGAUACACAAAGAUAUUUGUUGAAGACCAUAAAAUUUUGGAAACUCCAAAUCGUUUGGUUAUACCAUAUGUGAAGAUAUUAUCAGCUAUUGAUAAAUCCUGUACCUUCUCAGACGCAUCAGAUAUUAUGGAAAAGACAGUGACUUUGAUUCAUAACAAUAAAACUAACGAUAUGUCGAACUUAGAAAAAAUCGGAUACAUGGAGUUGAUAACUGUGAUUACAAAUAAAUGGUUUAAUGAUGAGUUAGAAAAUACAAUUAUUGAAAAAUACGUUAAUUGGGAGGAUCAAUCUACUAUUAAUUUAGAGAUGAUUGCAUGGAUUGGUAAAGGUUUAAUAACGAAAAAUUCUCCAUGUUCAAAUAUAAUACUAUCUCAUUUCUUAAGCUUAUUAAACGACGAAAAUAUUGGUUUGAUUGUGUCUAAACUCUUUGAAUUGUUUGUAAUGGAUAUUAAUUCUAUGGCGAAGCAUAAAGGAAUAACUUGGACUAAUAAUGUUAAAUUGCUUUAUAAACAAAAGUUUUUCAAUGACGUCUUCCAAAGUCUUGUUACUUCCUAUAAUGAACCAAAUCUAUCCUUAGACAUUAAAUGUAACUAUUUGACUGCGUUGUCUUUGAUCUUGAAACAUACACCUAACAAACUCGUCGAACAAUUUAUGAAUGAUUUACUACCAAUGUUAUUACAAGCUUUAGAAAUGCCAAAUUCGGAAGUUAGAAUUUCUGCCUUAGACACGUUAAAAGAUACCACUGAGAAAUUUGGAUUGCUAAUAACAGAAAAUAUUGAUACGUUAUUACCAAUUCUCUUAAAAUUGGUUGUACCUGGUUCUAAAUAUAAUGAUGUCUCUGUUAGGUUGAUGUCAUUACAAUUAAUUGGUUUAUUGGCAGACAGUGUACCAUUAAACUAUUUGAAACCCUACAAAGAACAGGUUAUCAAUGGUUUAUUGUUAACUUUAUCUGAUAAAAAGAGAAUUGUUCGUAAACAAUGUAUUGAUACAAGGCAACUUUAUUUCGAAUUGGGUCAAGUUCCAUUUGAAUAA
Maudiozyma barnettii is the source of this 3153-nucleotide messenger RNA. It is a transcript of the gene MET18, whose product is annotated as Met18p. The record is from RefSeq and is a predicted model, not a curated record. Gene Ontology annotation, cellular component: cytosolic [4Fe-4S] assembly targeting complex. The transcript has a single exon. NCBI's taxonomy places the organism in Eukaryota, Fungi, Ascomycota, Saccharomycetes, Saccharomycetales, Saccharomycetaceae. Gene Ontology annotation, biological process: iron-sulfur cluster assembly. The coding region runs from base 1 to 3153 and encodes 1050 amino acids.